CCCGGAACUAGAACGAUCGCGACCCGGAAGACCCCCCCGGGUCUCUCUCUCUCUCUCUCUCUCUCUCUCUAAAGCCAGUCUGGCGACGACGGUUUCUCCGGAGAUUCCAAUGGCGAAAUCAUCACCGGUUUCUGCGCUGAAAGCAUACUGGUUUCCUCUGAUUCUCUUCGCAUCAUCCAUGUUCUAUCAGCUCCUGAUCCUCCCUCGUUCCUACCCUCCUUCUCACUACGAUGUUUUGGGGAUCAAGAGGUAUAGUUCCAUGGAACAAGUCACUGAAGCCUACGAGAAGUUCUCUUCCAAGUGGAAUUCAGGCACAGAAGUUCCUCCUAUAACUGAGUUUAUCAAGAUUCGAUAUGCUUUUGAGCUGCUGACAAAUCCUUUAUGGAAGAGGAAUUACGACAUAUUCGGUAUUGACGAGCACAUUCAUGUUCUUGAUAGUAUCAAGGAGCGACAUGCUGGGACAAUUUUUUCUGAAAUUGACCUUCCAUUGCUGGAGUCUGCUUCCUUUGAUCCAGGAGAUCAUGAUUUUGAGGUCAUCACCUCUGGGAACUUUCUGUCUAAGUUUGAAAAUUCAAAGGCAUUGCUAAUUCAGAACUUGGUUCAGGUAUUUUCAUUUGGGAGUGACCGCUCUGCACAAUUUUAUAAUAACUGGAAGAAAAUUGCUUCUCUGUUAGAUGGCAUGGCAAAUACUGGAAUGGUUGAACUUGGAGAAGUUCAGCUUGCUACUUACCUUGCUGAGAAGACAUUUACAGGGCAGCCUUCCUUUCAAAAUGGCUUGCCUUCACUCAUUGCAUUUCCCUCUGGAUGUAACACUGCAAAUUGUCUGGUUAGGUAUGAGGGAGAGCUUUCUGUUGAUGCUGUUACUAAUUGGUUUGCAACCACGAUCCUAAGUUUGCCUCGCAUUCUAUACUACUCAAAGGAUUCAUUGCUACAAAGUUUUGUGGGAAAAAGCAGUCAUAAGGUGAAAGUCAUUUUCUUCUCAGAAACAGGGGAGCGUGCAGCUCCAUUUGUGCGUCAAGCUGCCCUAAGUUAUUGGCCAUAUGCUGCUUUUGCAUUUGUGCCUUGGCGAGAAGAGGAAUCUUCCUUUUGGUGGAAUGUGUUUGGAGUGGAAUCUGCACCUGCAAUUGUAUUUUUAAAAGAACAUGGUGUUAAACCUGUUGUGUACCAUGGACCUGCCAACAAUUCAUGGUUU
Molecule: messenger RNA, 1192 nt
Organism: Camellia sinensis
Lineage: Eukaryota; Viridiplantae; Streptophyta; Magnoliopsida; Ericales; Theaceae
Source: RefSeq, a predicted model, not a curated record